Saccoglossus kowalevskii is the source of this 1580-nucleotide messenger RNA. Its product is annotated as scaffold protein ILK-like. The record is from RefSeq and is a predicted model, not a curated record. Gene Ontology annotation, biological process: protein phosphorylation; integrin-mediated signaling pathway; substrate adhesion-dependent cell spreading. Lineage: Eukaryota; Metazoa; Hemichordata; Enteropneusta; Harrimaniidae. Gene Ontology annotation, molecular function: protein binding; protein serine/threonine kinase activity; ATP binding. Gene Ontology annotation, cellular component: stress fiber; focal adhesion.
AUAACUAUCAUAUUUACCGCCUUGAUCGGCUUACAAUCUGCAAUAUUUGUAUGCACAUUUUGGCGUUAUACUGUGUUGAUAUCACCACACAGACUCAUCGGGAUAAUAACUAUCGACGUAACACAUUUUGCCAGGGUCAAUAAUGAACUAUUCGUAGGAGUUGUCAAACCCUUUUCUUCACGGCUUUACACGGAGUGUUUGUUGACGGGUGUCGGGUCAAAUUUGAGAUCCCGAGAUUUCAGUACGGCGCCAGUUACUCUCGGUGUUUAGUUUACUCGACUGAACGUCCGAUCCAAAAUGGAUGACAUAUUCUCCCAAGUUCGCGAGGGACAUACCACCCAUGUCCGACUUUGGCUGGAUAACAUCGAAAACGAUCUAAAUCAAGGAGAUGACCAUGGCUUCAGUUUGUUACAUUGGGCAUCCAUGGAAGGUAGAACUAGUAUAGUGGAUAUGUUAAUACAACGCGGUGCUAAGAUUAACAUCACUAAUAUGGGAGAUGAUACUGCUCUACAUUUAGCUGCAAGUCAUGGAUUCAGGGAUAUUCUACUGAAGUUGUUGCACAACAAGGCCGCUAUCAAUGCUUUGAAUGAACAUGGUAAUACGCCGCUACAUUAUGCAUGUUUCUGGGCACAUGAUCAUAUUGCUGAAGUGAACAAUUUUCAGUUGCCUUACUAUAAUGAAGUUUCCAAAUGUCAUUUCAGUUUCGUUAUUGAUACUCUAGCCUCUGAUAAUAUAUGCGUUGCUGUAGAGAGUAUCGUAGUUGACAUGUCCCAAGCCAUCAACUUUGCCAUUCAUAUCGCCCGUGGUAUGCAGUUCUUACACACAUUAGAACCUAUGAUACCCAGAUUACAUCUCAGUAGUAAAAUUAUUAUGAUUGAUGAAGAUCUGACUGCCAAAAUAAACAUGGCUGAUUAUAAAUUCUCAUUUCAAAAUCGUGGUAAACUCUAUAGUACAGCAUGGGUGGCACCGGAAGCAUUACAGAGAUGUCCGGAAGAGAUGAAUGUCCGUGCGGCUGAUAUGUGGAGUUUCGCUGUGUUGCUGUGGGAGUUAUCAACACGAGAGGUUCCAUUUGCUGGUAUGUCUAAUAUGGAAAUAGGAAUGAAGGUUGUGUGCGAAGGUUUGAGAGUUGUGAUUCCUCCCGGCGUCUCGCCACAUAUUUCCAAACUGAUGAGAAUAUGUAUGAAUGAAGACCCAGCUAAGAGGCCUCGAUUUGAUAUGAUACUCCCUAUCUUAGAGAAAAUGAAAAUUAAUUCUUAAAGUGUUCACUGUAUGACCAUUAUUGUGUCUUCUUAAAUUAUGUGUAGGGUAGGAUGUUAAUAUUUCUACAUGUGGGUCAAAGAUACAUAUGUUAGAGACUGAAUACUCAGUCUUGUGUCAGGUGAUGAUCUAGACAUACACCCACUUAUGCUCAUGCGUUAGUCAGAUUUGCAGCAUAAUUUUAAAUAAUUUAAAAUAGUUCAGUUUAGGGCGAUACUUAGUGUCAAAAAUUGGAUUUGUCUCUGCAUAUUGUACUUAAAACAUUGUGUACUCUCCAACAUGCCUAAAUUUCAAAAAAAUAGAGACUAUAUUCAUAACUUCUA